Phascolarctos cinereus (koala) is the source of this 3385-nucleotide messenger RNA. RefSeq names its product Zic family zinc finger 3 (gene ZIC3). Gene Ontology annotation, cellular component: nucleus. NCBI's taxonomy places the organism in Eukaryota, Metazoa, Chordata, Mammalia, Diprotodontia, Phascolarctidae. Gene Ontology annotation, biological process: regulation of transcription by RNA polymerase II. The record is from RefSeq and is a predicted model, not a curated record. Gene Ontology annotation, molecular function: RNA polymerase II cis-regulatory region sequence-specific DNA binding; DNA-binding transcription factor activity, RNA polymerase II-specific.
GAUCUGGUACCAGAGCUUCUCCUCCCUCCCUCCUUCUGCUUUUCCUCCUCCUUCUUCUCCUCCCUCCUCCUCCUUAUCCCUCCUUCUUCUUUUCCCCUCCUCCUUCAUCUCCCUCUGCAGGAGACACUCAGACCCUGAAAGUUGCUGCCCCUGGUUGCUCCUUCGGGGUCUCUGCACUGUCCCUAGUCCUUGGGCUUUCUGCAGCCGCCGCUCCAGCGACUUCUUCCUCCCGCGCCUCAGCCGUCGUCUCCUUCGCCACCGUCGUUGGUGCCUCUGCCGGGGCGCCCUCCAUCCAUGACGAUGCUACUGGACGGAGGACCUCAAUUCCCCUCGCUGGGAGUCGGGGGCUUCGGAGCCCCGCGCCACCAUGAGAUGUCUAACCGGGAGGCGGCAGGGAUGGGGCUCAGUCCUUUCGGGGACGCUUCGCAUGCCGCGGCCGCCGCCUUCAAGCUGAGCCCAGCAGCGGCGCACGACCUGUCCUCGGGCCAGAGUUCGGCGUUCACUCCGCAGGGCUCGGGCUAUGCCAACGCCCUGGGUCCCCCACCAUCAUCACCAUCACCACAUCAUCAUCACGCCGGCCAGGUGCCCUCGUACGGGGGAGCCGCGGCCGCCUUCAACUCCACGCGCGACUUUCUGUUCCGCCAGCGAGGCUCGGGCCUCGGGGAGGCGAGUUCCGGGGGCGGCCAGCAUGGGCUGUUCGCUGGCUCGCCGGGGAGCCUGCACGGACCCCCGGGCAUCGCAGAGCCACCGGGCUACUUGCUCUUCCCCGGGCUGCCCGAGCAGAGUCCGAGUCACCCAUCGCCCACGGCCCACGUGGACAACAACCAGGUGCACUUGGGGCUGCGAGGAGAGCUGUUCGGCCGUCCUGACCCUUACCGCGCAGUGGGCAGUCCUCGUACCGACCCGUACGCCGCAGGCGCCCAGUUCCACAACUACCCCCCGAUGAACGUGAACAUGGGCAUGAACGUGGCGGCCGCGGCCGCGGCGCACCACGGCCCGGGCGCCUUCUUCCGCUACAUGCGCCAGCCCAUCAAGCAGGAGCUGGCGUGCAAAUGGCUCGAGGAGGCACAGUUGGGCCGGCCCAAGAAGAGCUGCGACCGGACCUUCAGCACCAUGCACGAGCUGGUGACGCACGUCACCAUGGAGCAUGUGGGGGGGCCGGAGCAGAACAACCACAUCUGCUACUGGGAGGAGUGCCCUCGGGAGGGCAAGUCCUUCAAAGCGAAAUACAAACUAGUCAACCACAUCCGCGUGCACACAGGCGAGAAGCCCUUUCCCUGCCCCUUCCCGGGCUGCGGCAAGAUCUUCGCCCGCUCCGAGAAUCUCAAGAUUCACAAAAGGACACACACAGGUGAGAAACCCUUUAAAUGUGAAUUUGAAGGCUGUGAUAGACGCUUUGCAAACAGUAGUGACAGGAAGAAGCACAUGCAUGUGCAUACAUCCGACAAGCCCUAUAUCUGUAAAGUGUGUGACAAGUCUUAUACACACCCCAGCUCUCUUAGGAAACACAUGAAGGUUCAUGAAUCUCAAGGGUCAGAUUCCUCCCCUGCUGCCAGUUCAGGCUAUGAAUCUGCCACACCACCCGCUAUAGCCUCUGCAAACAGUAAAGAGUCCGCUAAAACCCCUCCUUCCGCAGUUCAGACUAGCACCAGCCACAACCCGGGACUUCCUCCCAAUUUUAACGAAUGGUACGUCUGAGGACAAAAGCAAACACCAAAAACCCCAUUAACUAUAGGACGGACCAAAUGCGUUUAAAAAAAAAAAGAAAGAAAGAAAAAAGAAAACUGAGACCAAUCCAGACGGAAAUGGAGUUUUUUACGCAAGCAACCGUCUAGGGCUACAUCUUGUUAAUUGCAAUUAUCCAGGAAGGUCUUUGGCAAGGUCUGGCAAGAUCUCUGAGGUAACCCUGCCCUUUUCUCAGGAUUAGAAAACAUGUUUUGGCGUUCUAAUGAAUUUCGUUUAUUUUCUAAAUUUCCCCCUCCACUCAACUCAACCCCCCAAAUCCUGCCGAAUUGAUGCCUUCAUUUUAACACCCUGGCCCUGUUUUUUCUUGAGAGGAAGUUAAAAAAAAAGGCCUUUCGAUGGUGUGAUGUUAAAAUGAUGGGAAUCUUUCUCCGGCUGGGUGGUGAUUGUUUAAACUCUUGCAGUCUUAAACCGUGCCAAAGUCCUGCUAUGUCUUGAACUUUAUUUCUCAAAGCAUUACACUUGUGAAUGUAUUCUUGUCUAAUGGGGUCGACACUGUUGAGUGUUUUUUUUUCAGGAUGAGGCUGUGGUGUUGCUCUACACAGAUGGUGACCGUCUAGUAUGAAGUAGCAUUCUGUAAUAACUUUUUCUUUCUUGUAAAUACGUACCCAUGAUGCCAAUAUUUAUCGUUUGUAAUUUAAUUAUUGAUACAAGUGCCGGGAACUGAACAAUAUUUAUGGGGGAAAAUGUUUUCUAACAAACUCUGUACAGCUUUGGAUUAUAACUGCUUUAGCAUUAAAAGUCUGAUUGUUUGGAAAGAAGAGCACAAUUUACAGUUUUGGAACCACUGACUCCUUUUUCUCUCUUUAUUAUUAUUAUUAUAAUUGGUUUUUUUUUGUAACAGCAUCCCCCCUCCCCUACAUUGGGGACGUGAACUAUAAAUCCGGUUUGGUGGGAUUGGGGGAAAAAAAACUAAUGCAGAUUCCUUUUUUUAUUUUUAAAUUGUGGAAUUUUUUUUUCUAUCACAAUGUAGGUUACUUACAGUGUCAGUUUCAAUCUGGGAAGACCCUCCUUUUUCUUCUUUAGCUCAUAUGAGUGUUUUACUGCAAGUUUAAUAUGUUUGCCCUGGAUUUUCGGCAUGCAAAUCAAAUAUUACUAAUCAGUUCUGUUAGUGACCAUGACAUCUCAAUCUUGCACUUCAAAGACUGAGAAGCUGGAUUUAAAUGUCCCUGCACUGCCUAUGUAAACAGAAGGUAACAAUGAGUUUUAUGUCCCUUAGUUUCUUUCCCUUGCAUUAAAGAUGGAACAUUGCAGUGUUAUGCAUGUAUAUAUGUCUAUUCUAUAUAGAGAUACAGGCAUAUGCCUAUAUAUGUCUGUAUCUAUAUAUACACAUAUAUAUGUAUUUUCAAGAAGCUAGCAUAAGUUUGAAACAGUUUGGUGGUGAGUAAAAAGGCCAGUUCGAUGUGUUUACUUUUGCUUAAAGUGCUUCUUAAGAGAACCUUAGUGUAUUGGAAUUCUGAUGGCUAAGGUGGAUUUGUUUUGCUGUAUAUAUAGUUCAAUAACCAGCUAUCACUCAUAACUGUGUUGCUAAUAGCCAAUAUGAUGAUGAUUGCAGCAGCUCUGUAGAGACAUUAUGGAAAGACAAAAAAAACAUUUGCAAAAAAAUAUGUAUUUUUAAACCUCAUGAUUUGUAGGCAAAGAU